This is a messenger RNA of Dentiscutata erythropus, 152 nucleotides long. Lineage: Eukaryota; Fungi; Glomeromycota; Glomeromycetes; Diversisporales; Gigasporaceae. The record is from the annotation of a GenBank genome assembly.
AAGAAGAGAGUAUUACACAAAAUAUCAAAAUGAGCAUUAUCCUCGCUUCUAUCUGGGAAGAUGAGUUGUGUACAAAAUGCCCAAAGGAUGAUGCUAUUCUUGCUUCCAUUUGGAAGAAAAGAGUAUUGUAUAGACAUUUAAAAAAAUGCUGA